Neoarius graeffei (lesser salmon catfish) is the source of this 2317-nucleotide messenger RNA. RefSeq names its product dual specificity protein phosphatase 26-like. The record is from RefSeq and is a predicted model, not a curated record. The transcript is spliced from 3 exons. NCBI's taxonomy places the organism in Eukaryota, Metazoa, Chordata, Actinopteri, Siluriformes, Ariidae. Gene Ontology annotation, cellular component: cytoplasm. Gene Ontology annotation, biological process: protein dephosphorylation; negative regulation of MAPK cascade. Gene Ontology annotation, molecular function: MAP kinase phosphatase activity; protein tyrosine/serine/threonine phosphatase activity. The coding region runs from base 1450 to 2019 and encodes 189 amino acids.
CUGCAUAACCGGGAUCAGAUCUUCAGCUAAAGUCUCAGAAACGUUCUGCUUUCUACGCACGUUAAAUAUCUUUCUCAGGAAAUGCUUGCGAACCUCUCGGAGUUAAUUUAAAGGAGGAAUGAAAGCCAGGUGUCGAAGCAAGCGGAUGGCAGUCAGGCGUGACUUUAGCAGCACGGUCACGUUUUCAGAACUUGGGUCGGUCUUCACUGUCAGUCUGGUCUUCAGUCCACAGGUUUAUGGACGUGUGCCACGGCCGAGCUCUCGGUUCCUGUCAGGGAGCUCAGCGUCAUCAGAGCUGAAGCAGUUUCAUACAGGGGAGUGGGCCAGAAGUCCUCCAACUCCAUUCUUCAGGAUCGAUCACCUGUUACCAGAAACGUUUGGUUGAAGUUAUAAGCAAAAGUUUACAUACGUUUCUGAGAAACAUAUUGAAUGUUGGAAAAUUUUGUUGAAUAAAUAAAUGUAAAGUUUUUGAGUAUGUAAAGGAUUAUAUACCACGAUAAGGGUUUUGAGUCGUUUGUUUAAUUUGGGUUCUCGUGAUCUAGUUUUAGGACUUGGAACUGAGCAGGUCCGAUUUUAUGCAGAAAUACAGAAAAGUGUAAAAGCUUCACAAACAUUGUAGUGGCACCGUAACGGGUGUAAGAGUUAUGGAUGGAGAGAUGAGACAGGAGAGACAUAACGGUUACACGGCAGAUGCUGAUAGAAAGGGAUGGAACAAGCAGAACAAUUACAGAUGCAGACGGGAAAGGCGUGGCGGUUAGAGAUGCAGACGGGAAAGGCGUGGCGGUUAGAGACGCAGACGGAAAAGGCGUGGCGGUUAGAGACGCAGACGGAAAAGGCGUGGCGGUUGGAGACGCAGACGGAAAAGGCGUGGCGGUUGGAGACGCAGACGGGAAAGGCGUGGCGGUUGGAGACGCAGACGGGAAAGGCGUGGCGGUUGGAGACGCAGACGGGAAAGGCGUGGCGGUUGGAGACGCAGACGGGAAAGGCGUAACACUCAUCGUGGUUAUAGUUUCACAGUUUUGGAGUUUGAUGGCAUUUUCUGAAGUUUGUUUUCCCCAACUAAACAUUGUUGGAAAUUUACUCCACAUUUAAAGGUGCGAGUGAUCAAACAUCAAAACAUAAUUUUGUUGAGCAAGGAACAACCGAACAACCCCUGCUUUCUCAUUUCUAUAACAUUAUAUGGAAGAGAUUUAUGACCUGUAUAAGUCGUGUGUACGGAGGCGUUAUGUGUCCAAGUCCGUGUGUGUAAGUGAUCUGGUACAAAGCUGCAGUCUGAGCAUUACUGACAUCCAGCCAACACAGAGUCCGAAAAUAACCCGGUUCCCCAGGAGUGUGUACCAGCCGUCUGAACGCCGCGGAACUUCAAUCUGACAGCAACGACAGCAGUCCGCGAGUCCUCUGAUAACUCGCAUCAACUUCUCAGAUUUCAUUGCCAAAGUCCAGCUCCAAAUGUCCUACAGAUCCAAAUACAAUGAUUCACGCUCUGCGAAGAUAGAGAUCGAUUUCAGCUCGCCUGGUUUGGCAGUGAUGGGAGUCGAGCAGCUCCUUUUUGCCGGGAGAGCGAUCAACAGUCCUGCUAACGAGGUCUGGCCCAGACUUUAUAUAGGAGACAUGGAUUUCGCAGAAAAUCGCGCCGCACUUCGCAGGCAAAACUUCACUCACGUGCUGAACUGUGCUCACAGCUCCAGGCGAGGCGAUGACUAUUACUCCGGAAUGGGAAUCACGUAUCUGGGCAUCGAAGCCCACGACUCUCCCGCCUACGACAUGAGCGUCAACUUGAACACAGGAGCAGAGUUCAUUCAUAAUGCGCUCAGGACGGGAGGUAAAAUCCUGGUGCACUGCCAUGUGGGCGUGAGCCGCUCAGCCACCAUCGUGUUGGCGUACCUGAUGCUGAAGCACAACAUGACCCUGGUGGAGGCCGUCAACACGGUUAAACAGGGGAGAGGGAUCAUACCCAACCGAGGCUUCCUACGACAGCUCGUCGACCUGCACAUCAAACUGUACGGCUAUAGAUCCUGAGUGCGUGACCACGCCCUGCCAGCACCUGAUUUUUCAGGACAGACCUCGUUGGAUUGAUGUAAUGGUGGUUUGGCAGCAUCCAAAAUGGAAAAUAGUAAAUUACUGUUGCUAGGAUUAUAAACAGUUGAAUUUUAUAAAGAACAAAUUUGAUAAUUUAUUGUUAUUUAAUUAUCUGCAAAGCAACGACACGUAAAAUAAAUGCAAACGUAGCCAUUUUGAGUCCUGCUUCAUUUUGGUUUUCUUUUAUCAACUAUGUGGUCCCCAGACACACGUAUAAUAAAACAAAAAUGAAUUUAAU